UAUAGUCACAGUCGUCACAGUUGCGACACAACGAGCAGUGGGUGAGAGGUAUGAACCAGUUGUAGUGAAUCCCUACAUUCACCGUUACCUUGAUCGAGCGUUAAUUGUCCGCCGCGACGACGACGGUAUCGACAAGGCUGUGGACCAUCCAUUCACCGCGGCGACGAUAUGAGGAUGGCACCGGGGAUUGGCUUGAUGGCGUUGGCAAUCCUGUCGAUGACUGGAGUCAGCGGCACACCUGGGAUUCUAACCUAUUAUCAGACCUUCCCCACCAGGAACGAAAACAAUGAGGUGGUGUACGAGUAUCGAUACUCUGUGGACGACCAGAGGUCGGGGGUUGUGAACGACCAGUGGGAACAGAGGAUCGGCCAGUUUGUCAAGGGUCGGUACAGUCUGCUUGAGCCCUCCGGUAAGGUCCGCACAGUCAGCUACGAGGUGGACGGGUCUAGGGGCUUUGUUGCAGUCGUCAAGACUUCCUACCCAGCCACUUCCCUCCUAAGCAACCAACAGUUGUACAGCUCUAACCAACGGUACCCGGAGCCUGCCAUCAACCUCAGACGAGUGGUGCCGCCCCCACUUCAGGACCAGGGGUCGCCGCCCCACAACUACCACGCACUGGGCGCUCAGUCCUACCGCCCCUCGCAACCAGUCACAAGGCCACAGCCCCCUCAGCAAGGAUUUCAAACCGGGUUCCAGGGGGGCGGGUACGCCGGCCCUCUCUCACCCCCUCAGACCUCUCGGCCCCGCUACUCGGCCUACAGGCUGUAACUGCCUUCUGUAUUAUAUUGUAACUUUUUGUAAAUUAAAUUUCUUAGUUUUAA
This is a messenger RNA of Homalodisca vitripennis (glassy-winged sharpshooter), 821 nucleotides long. Its product is annotated as cuticle protein 8-like. NCBI's taxonomy places the organism in Eukaryota, Metazoa, Arthropoda, Insecta, Hemiptera, Cicadellidae. Bases 169 to 768 code for a protein of 199 amino acids. The transcript has 5 exons. Gene Ontology annotation, cellular component: extracellular matrix. The record is from RefSeq and is a predicted model, not a curated record.